Molecule: messenger RNA, 2098 nt
Organism: Sclerotinia trifoliorum
Lineage: Eukaryota; Fungi; Ascomycota; Leotiomycetes; Helotiales; Sclerotiniaceae
Source: the annotation of a GenBank genome assembly
UUAACAAACAACAUCAACAAAACUUCAAAAACUAUAAAAUCACUUUUCUCCACAAAUUUCUAUCAAUUUUUCUGCUUCAUAACAAGUCUUCUACUCAUCUUUUGAACUCAUUUACAUCAUGGGCUCAAUUACUCCCACUCCUCUUCCAUAUUUCGAAGUCCUUAGGGAUACCAAACCAGAGGACAAUUCAUUGCCAGCUUUCAUGGUAUCAACAACCAGAGGUUUCCUUCCACGUACCGAACCUAUCAUCAGUCUCCCCUCCGAAUUUGACGCUCUAGAAUCUAUUCUCCAACGUAUGCCCAUAAAGACUUUUGAUGGCAAGCCAGGUCUCUUAGCUACAUUCACCCUUGGAGAGACAGUUCUCAACGAGCUUCCAGAUCUUACUGAUGCUAUCAAUAAGUAUCAGGAUAACUUGCCACUUAUGAAUGCUCUUUAUCGCGACUACAGUUUCUUGGCUAGUGCGUAUCUUUUGGAGCCUUGUCAUGAGAGAUUUCUCAAAGGUGAAGAGUACGGACUGGGUAGACAGACUUUGCCUAGGGUCAUUAGUUUGCCUAUUAGCAGGUGUGCUGAACUGUAUGUAUACUUUUUCACUUUUAUAUCACAUAUGAUCAGUCAUCUUCGAUAAUUUUCUUGACUUAGAAUCAUCUGUCUUCCAACCUCAUCACAUCAAUUACUAAUAUAAUUCCUUUGUAGUGCUGGCUUCAAACCAUUCAUGGAGUAUGCUGGUUCUUACGCCCUAUACAACUAUCGUCUUGAGGACCCAGCCAAAGGCCUUGAAUAUGACAACAUUCGCCUCAUCCGUGCCUUUGAACAUGGUCUUGAUCAUACUUCCAGUGAAGCUGGCUUUGUUCUCGUCCACGUCGAUAUGGUUUCCAAUUCUGGACCAUUAGUCGAUGGUGUUGUCAGUGCUUUGGAAGCAGUCGAGAAGCAUGAUCGGGAUUUGUUUGAGGGAGGAAUGAAAAAGGUGUUGGGAGCAAUGACCAAGGUUAAUGCUGUUAUGGAAGGUAUGUUUCCUACUUCUGACCUCUUUGACUUCCUUCUAUUGCUAGACGACUGAAAUUGACACGUCAUGAGGCAUGUGGCAGAAAUCGAAGCCUGGUGAUUAUACCUCUUUCAGAACAUUCAUCUUUGGUAUUACCAGCCAAUCCAUGUUUCCACAUGGUGUCAUCUAUGAAGGUGUCUCUGAGGAGCCUUUGAGUUUCCGUGGUGAAUCUGGUGCUAAUGAUUCUAUGGUAUGUCCCUUUUCCCUCUUUUUAUAGACUCCUCUAUACAGGGAUACCUUACUAACUCACCUCAGAUUCCACUCAUGGAUAACCUUCUCCAAAUACCCAUGCCAAUCACCCCUUUGACCUCAAUCCUCAAAGAUUUCCGCUCUUACCGUCCAGGAAACCAUCGCCAAUUCCUCGAGCAUAUCCAAAAUGCCUCUCUAGCAGUUGACCUUAAAUCCUUCGCCCUCUCCUCUCCCACCUCCACUGCUCUCUAUCUCCUUUGCAUGGACCAAGUCCGUGAUUUCAGAUGGCGCCAUUGGUGUUUCACUCGUGAAUACAUUCUCAAGAAAACCUCGCAUCCAGUUGCAACAGGUGGUUCUCCAAUCGUUACUUGGUUGCCCAACCAACUUGGCGCUGUUCUAGGCGAGAUGACGAGAAUUUGGAAGGAGAUGGGUAAUGAGGGUGAGGGAAUGGGCGACCAAAAGGAACGUGUGAAGGAUGUUAUGGAGGCCGUCCUUAGACAGAAGGAUCAGUUGCAAAAGGAGGUGGAGAAGUAUUGUAUGGAGAGAGGGGUUAAUACUGCUGCUGCUUAGAUUAGUAAUCUUUUCUCUUCGGAUGGACGGGGUUUCUAGGUGGUUGGUUGGUUGGAUGGAGGGAAAUUUGAUUUAAAACUGCAUGCUAGAUUGCGUGUUAGUACCUAUGCGUGGCUGGACUUUUUUGUCUACAGCUUUUUUACCCAUAUGAUGGAAGGAUUGAAUGGAGGUACAUAUAAUGGAGGGUAAACUCGAGGAUUCUUCUUUUUUUCUCCUUUUUUCCUCAGUAGGAAAUUGCCUGGAUUUUAUUUUAUUAUACAGCUUGAAUUCAACCUAACGAUCGAUGCAUACAUAUAU